Messenger RNA from Oryctolagus cuniculus (rabbit), 4673 nucleotides. RefSeq names its product Zic family zinc finger 4 (gene ZIC4). The record is from RefSeq and is a predicted model, not a curated record. Gene Ontology annotation, cellular component: nucleus. Gene Ontology annotation, molecular function: RNA polymerase II cis-regulatory region sequence-specific DNA binding; DNA-binding transcription factor activity, RNA polymerase II-specific. NCBI's taxonomy places the organism in Eukaryota, Metazoa, Chordata, Mammalia, Lagomorpha, Leporidae. Gene Ontology annotation, biological process: regulation of transcription by RNA polymerase II.
GGUUCUCAGCCGGAGGGCACUAUCAGUCACUGGGGCUCCCCGGCACCCUUUCCUGUCUUCUCAAGGUGCUGGAAGGAAGGCAGAUUCCAAGUAUCCAGGAUAUGCUUCCGACUGGUGAUCUGAUGGCUUGCUGGUGUGGGGAGAUGUUUCAGGAACAAGUAUUUGGGGGAAACCAAAAGCCGAGCUGUGUUGGAAGUGCCAAUAUCCAGGGCUGGUGGAGACCUCAGGUCCAGGGAGUGUGCCCAAAUUCUUCACCCCUGUUUCAGCAGAAUAACUGGCAUGCUAAGUGGUGUCAGAGUUUGAAGCAAAGAGGUGUACCUUGGUUCCCUGCACAGGCCGUGUGAUAGAGCUGCUGCAGAGAACCUCUUGGGGUCCCUGUUGCUUGCCUUAGCCCGACCUCUGCAAUAUUUGUUUGCACGCCUGUGGGUUGGUAACACACAAAGGACUGACAAGACCUGGAGGCUGGAGUGACCCAGACCUCUUAGAAGUUGUGCUGGGGCGGCACCGUGGGUGGACAGAGGUCCCUGGGGAACCUCACACCCAUUUCCUCAGAAGCAAAAAAGUAAAUUCUAUUAUUGCCAACCAACCAGGACUUUUCCGUGCCAGACAUCCUGCCAUGAGGAAAUUUCAGAGCGAGGACGCCCAGCAUGCCGCCCUUCUGUAGGAAUGCAAAGUUGGGCCUCCUUUCUUUCCUGAUUUGUGCUGGAAGGAGCUUAUUACCUUUGGGGAAGGAUGCCUUUUGGUUAGAAAGAAUUGAAAAUUAUAAAAUCCUCUGGGAAAAGGCUCAACGACAGAAAAUGAGAUACAAGACUUCUUUGGUGAUGAGGAAACGAUUACGACUUUACCGAAAUUCCCUGAAAGAGUCAAGUAGCAUCUCCGGAUACCAUGGCCCCCAGCUCUCCGCCGCUUCCAGCCCCUCGGUGUUUUCCGGCCUCCACGAGCAACCUCCCCAGGCCUCCCCAGGCCGUCCUUUGAACGGACUCCUGCGUCUGGGGCUUCCCGGAGAUAUGUACGCGCGGCCCGAGCCCUUCGCGCCGGGGCCAGCGGCCCGCAGCGACGCCUUGGCUGCUGCCGCAGCUCUACACAACUACGGGGGCAUGAACCUGACAGUGAACCUCACCGCGCCCCACGGUCCAGGCGCCUUCUUCCGAUACAUGCGCCAACCCAUCAAGCAAGAGCUCAUCUGCAAGUGGCUGGCUGCCGACGGCUCUGCUCCCCCGCGCCUCUGCUCCAAAACUUUCAGCACCAUGCACGAGCUGGUCACGCACGUCACCGUGGAGCACGUCGGUGGCCCGGAGCAGGCCAACCACAUCUGCUUCUGGGAGGAGUGUCCGCGCGAGGGCAAGCCCUUCAAAGCCAAAUACAAACUUGUCAAUCACAUCCGCGUGCACACGGGCGAGAAGCCCUUCCCCUGUCCUUUCCCGGGGUGUGGGAAGGUCUUUGCUAGAUCAGAAAAUCUCAAAAUACACAAACGAACUCACACAGGCGAGAAACCUUUCAGGUGCGAGUUCGAGGGCUGCGAGCGGCGCUUCGCCAACAGCAGCGACCGCAAGAAGCAUUCGCACGUGCACACGAGCGACAAGCCCUACACGUGCAAGGUGCGCGGCUGCGACAAGUGCUACACGCAUCCCAGCUCGCUGCGUAAGCACAUGAAGGUGCACGGGCGCUCGCCGCCGCCGCCCAGCUCUGGCUACGACUCGGCUACGCCGUCUGCUCUCGUGUCGCCCUCCUCAGACUGCGGCCACGAGACUCCGGCGGCCUCCUCCGCGGCGGUGGCGGCGCGUGGCACCGACCUGAGAGAAUGAUGUCCACCGCGUUGCUCGCAAGGUAAUCUCGCCCUGCGCAGCUGAGCGCCCGCAUCUCGCGCCCGCGACAUCAAAGGGCCCGCGCACAAAGCAGCGUUUCUUCGCCACGGUGCAUCUUCAUGGUAAGUUAGGAUUUCUAUGGCAAUGGGCAAGUCGCACUGAAAUCCUGAAAGGCCGAGCCUGGAGCCCGUCCAGGCUUUUCAUUAAGGACAUAAUAUUUACGUCUAACAGGCCUUUUUUCUUGUGUAUACAAGUAUAUAUUUUUGUUUGACGCGGACUAAAUCAUUUUCAUUUAAUUUCCGGUAAACAAAACCCACGCGAAUGGGCACUUGUUCCCGAUCAUAAUAAAAAUGGAUAAUAAUGUGAGAGAAGAAAAAGGCCGCUUGAAUCGCCGCUCAGCCCCCUUUGUUUCUGCUUUCUGCGGUGAUCAGAGGGCGCAUUUGGGUUUGAUGGCGAGUUUCUAAAGGCGAGGAAAUGGUUUGUAAGAGGGGAAAGAAAAGGAGAAAGGUCUAAUCAAGCUCGGGUUGUUCAAAGAGUCGGGUUUUGGGGUUGAAAGUGUGAGUUUGACGGUGCAUCAGCAUGCCGCGUUAGGCUCGCCAUGGAAAUGCGCUGGGGGGGGCGGCCGCUUCAAAGGCGGCACACUUCACUGCAGACACUCUAUUAAGAUACAUUUGCGCUGACCUUUGCUUUCACGCUAUUUAAUACUGUCACUGUGCUCUCCAGUAUAUACUUCCUCCCUAGGACCUGCCUCGCCCGCCUUUAGGGGUUCACCCUGCACCCUGACGUGGGGGCCUUUGGCUCCCAGGACGCUUUCAGGAAAGGGAGGAGCCGGACUCCUGUGCAUCUUGACUGAGCCCCAAAGAGUUUCAGGGUCAGGAGUAAAUUACUUUAGGGCAGCCUCAAAUGCUUAACAAAUGAGCACACGUCUCCUCCACCCUUCCAGCUCUGUUUCCUUUAAGCACCUCUCUAAAUCUAGAGCAAGAUGCAGAUUUGAAUUUGAUGGGAAGUGUUGGGGGGUGGUGGAGAACCACCUGGGGAAGUGUGAGGAGGUGUGAAGAGUUCACACUAUGCUCUUGGGAUAUUUCCAGUCCAGUUCCCAGCACUGCUCUCUGCCCCAUCCAUCCCAGGAGUCUUUUGCAAUACCCCCAACUUGUUUCUCAACACAGAAGAGUGUGUGGUACCCUCAGGCCUGGACUGGCCCUGGGCACAAACUCAAGGGCCCAAGGCCAAGGGGAUGGGGAAGAUGGCAGGAAAGUUAGAAGUCCAUGUUCCCUUAAUUGUCUUGUUGUUUAUUUUAUCCAAGUACCCCAGUGAAUAGGGGAAAAAUAAACAUGGUGGAAAAAAAAUCAAACAGUGGAGUCUUCUUUAGUGCCAGUCCUUGUGGUUGAAUAAAAAGGAUGGUCCGCUUUCUAUUGAGCUGAGAAAUCUUUGAAGUGGGAGUUAUUAUCUGAGACAUUCCUGCUUGUCGUCCUAACAACGCUGAUGAAACGUAAAAGGUUCUUUGUCAGCGAUUUGUUCUCCUCUCUGUCAAACUCCCUCUGCCCCGUUAGUUUUAAACCGUUUCUAAAGAGAUAAAAAUCAAACUUCUUAAAAAAAAAAAAAAGAUACCCACACAUAUAGGAGUGGAUAACUUCAGGGCUAGGUCUUGCUAGGGGUAAAACAAAAGCAAUGCCUGGACAAGAGGUCAGGCCCUAGCGAAGUGUGCAGAUGUUGGGGAGCCCUUUGCACAUCUCUAAGAUGGGGCGGGUGGGGUGGGAGGAGAGUGCAGAAGGGUAAGGCAGAGGGUACAUACCCCAAGUCCAUACUUGUGUGUCUGCUUCAUACUGCUCUGGCCUGCUUUCAAUCAGUUCAAGUGGGAUCACCUGGACGGCUUCUUGCAGCAGCCCCUCAGGCUCCCAGGGAUCCUUGGAACCUAGGGCUAACCCCAAGGUGAUUGUUAAUAUUUCCUGCUCCCUCAAACGCACCUCUGCUAAAAAUAGACUCAUUGUGUGAUUCUUCCCAACAGCAGUAAUCAGCAAGCUCUUUUUGCCUUUAAUGGAAAGGAGAGUGGCUUGAGGGAGAGAGAGACAUUGUAAUAAGUUCCUGUUUGUUUCAGAAUCUUGACAGUUGGGGUUUGGAAGGUUUGGGCUACAAGAAAGCGAACCCAAAGUGCAUGCAAAUGUCCAUCCUUCCCGCACACUUCCUUCCCACCACCCCUCAACCACAGGUGCAGUUCUUCAUUUUAUAUUGUGCCCAGGAAAGAAACCUUCACCCUGUCCAGGUUUCCCCAUACCUCCUGUUGUGGUUUUAAAAGUGGUUUAAACAAACAAGGAUGUGCUGGUCCCCCCCACCCUGUGUGUGCUGACUAAAUGAUUUGUAAAGAAGUUUCCCCGAGCUGUAACCCAUGCUGUUAUUAUAGUUGCUGCAAAAUGUUGUCUCCUAUAUUGAUUUUAUUUGUUUACUGGAGGUCUCCAUAUGUUUGUUUAUAUCACUAAUUUAUGGGAAAAUGUAAUGAUUGCAAUGAAUGUGAAUUAUACAGACAGGCAAACGUUUUGUAAUCAUAAUUCACACACACACAAAAGCUUGACUGAAACCUUAGACUAUUUGGUAGCCUCUCUGCCCUCACUGUUUGUGAUUUAUCAUCUGUCCCUUUAGCAUCAGUUCCAUUAUGAAUUAACUUGAAAGGAAAAAAAAAGUUGUUACGUAUUUGCAAAUGAUUGCUGAAUGAAUAACAAAAUUGAAAACUGAGGAUUAAUCUUGUAACUAUGUAAAUGUAAAUGAAAUAAAAUCUGUGAUUCCUUUUCCUCCAAAGGCUUUUGUGUACCUGGAGCUCCAUUUUGCUAUUUUCUUCUGAAAUAAAUGAUGUGAUGUUUUUCCUUCCUCUUUUGA